ACUUCGGAAGGUCUUAUUAGAGCGCGAGAGUGAUUCGAGAACCGUAGAAACAGCAGCCAGCCAGCAACACCAAUUGAGACGCCGUCGCCGUAGGCUCGAAUUUGCAGGUCCGAAACCGGCAAGGUAAUUGGUAUCGCGCCCCCGUCUUCGUUAGCGUAGAAGAAUCACCAGAGAGGUUGCCGCCGCUGCAAAAGCCUUCAUUUAGCUUAGUCACAGAGGUGCAGAAUUUGAGGAAGAAUCGGCGAGUGUCAGCUUCCCUGUGAGCUCCGCCUAGGGGCUAGGGGUUCCUCUUGCUGCCUGUUUGCUGUGAAUGACCUGAGCAAUUGAGUGUCAAUGGCAUCGGUGUAUAUUCCAGUGCAGAACUCCGAGGAGGAGGUGAGAGUUGUCCUGGAUCAGCUGCCGCGGGACGCCUCUGAUAUUAUCGACAUUCUCAAGGCCGAGCAAGCUUCUCUCGAUUUGUGGCUCAUUAUUGCGAGGGAAUACUUUAAACAAGGGAAGGUUGAACAGUUCCGUCAAAUAUUGGAGGAAGGAUCAAGUCCUGAUAUUGAUGAAUACUAUGCCGAUGUGAGAUAUGAGAGGAUUGCCAUCCUCAAUGCUCUAGGUGCUUACUAUUGCUAUCGUGGGAAAAUUGAGACAAUACAGAGUAAAAGGGAGGAACAUUUCAUACAGGCUACCAAGUACUAUAAUAAAGCUUCGAGGAUUGACAUGCAUGAGCCUUCUAAUUGGAUUGGGAAAGGUCAGCUUCUACUGGCUAAGGGUGAGCUGGAACAGGCUUCUUCUGCGUUUAGGAUUGUAUUAGACGGAGACCGUGACAAUGUACCAGCUCUAUUGGGUCAGGCCUGUGUUGAGUUUAAUCGGGGUCAUUACAGUGAAUCACUGUCAUUGUAUAGGAGAGUAUUACAAAUAUUUCCUGAUUGUCCUGGACCUGUCAGGCUUGGUAUUGGUCAGUGUCAGUACAAGAUGGGCCACUUCGAAAGAGCCCGAAAGGCAUUUGAUCGUGUUUUACAGUUAGAUCCGGAAAAUGUUGAGGCUCUAGUUGCACUGGCAGUUCUAGACUUACAAACAAAUGAAGCUUCUCGUACUAGGAAAGGGAUGGAAAAGAUGAGACAAGCUUUCGAAAUUUACCCUUAUUGCCCUAUGGCACUCAAUUAUUUAGCCAAUCACUUUUUCUUCACCGGACAGCAUUAUGUUGUUGAGCAACUGACAGAAACCGCACUGGCUGUGACCAAUCACGGGCCCACAAAGUCACAUUCAUACUAUAACUUAGCUCGUUCGUACCAUAGCAAGGGCGAUUAUGCAGCAGCCUUGCGAUACUACAAUCAGUCUGUGAAGGAAAUAAAAGAUAAGGCCAGUGAUUUUGUAUUUCCUUAUUUUGGUUUGGGUCAAGUACAACUAAAGUUAGGAGAUAUUAAUGGCGCGAUGUCAAAUUUUGAAAAGGUUUUGGAGGUUUACCCGGAUAAUUGUGAUACUUUGAAGGUUCUUGGGCAUGUAUAUGCUCAACUUAAUGAGACUGAGAAGGCCCAAGAGGUUUUGAAGAAGGCCACAAAAAUCGACCCUCAUGAUGCUCAGGCAUUUCUUGAUCUUGGGGAACUGUUAAUCAUGUCUGACACAGCCACUGCUCUUGAUGCCUUCAAGACGGCACGCAGUCUUCUGAAGAAGUCAGACCAGGAAGUCUUAGUGGAAGUGCUGAAUAACAUUGGUGUCAUCCAUUUUGAAAGGGAAGAGCUUGAGGUUGCUCUGGAGGCUUUUAAAGAGGCACUGGGUAAUGGUGUAUGGCUCAGAUUCCUUGACGUUAAAAGCAAGACCACUGCAGCUGAUGCUGGUGCAUCGAUUCUUCAGUAUAAGGAUGUGCAACUUUUUAAUCGACUUGAGGCUGAUGGCGUUGAGGUGGAAUUGCCAUGGAAUAAAGUCACGCCUUUGUUCAACUUAGCAAGAUUACUAGAGCAGUUGCACAAUACAGGAACUGCUGGCAUCUUUUACCGUCUUAUAUUGUUUAAGUAUCCAGGUUAUAUUGAUGCCUAUCUCAGGCUUGCGGCUAUUGCAAAAUCAAGAAAUAAUCUUCAAUUAAGCAUUGAACUGGUCAAUGAGGCUCUGAAGCUGAAUAACAAGUGCCCUAAUGCUUUAUCAAUGCUUGGUGAAUUGGAGCUGAAAAAUGAUGAUUGGGUUAAGGCAAAAGAAACAUUGCGUGCUGCUAGUGAAGCAACAGAUGGCAUGAAAGAUUCUUAUGCUACCCUGGCUCUGGGAAACUGGAAUUAUUUUGCUGCCUUGCGUAAUGAGAAAAGGAACCCUAAGUUGGAAUCAACUCACCUGGAAAAAGCCCAUCAAUUGUACACCAAAGUAAGAACUCCUUACAUCCUUCCUCCUCUGAGUCUUCCUUUUUCAAAGGUCCUGCUUCAGCAUAAAUCCAACAUUUAUGCUGCCAAUGGAGCUGGAAUAGUCUUGGCAGAAAAAGGUAACUUCGACGUAGCCAAAGAUCUUUUCACGCAGGUCCAGGAAGGUGCAAGUGGAAGCAGCUUUGUGCAGAUGCCAGAUGUCUGGAUAAACUUGGCACAUGUGUAUUUUGCUCAAGGAAAUAAUGCCUUGGCUAUAAAAAUGUAUCAGAAUUGCUUACGGAACUACUAUCAUAAUACGGACUGUCAAAUUUUCCUCUAUUUGGCACGCACUUAUUAUGAAGCUGAAGAGUGGCAAGACUGCAAGAAAACUUUGCUGCGAGCCAUCCACUUAGCCCCGUCAAAUUAUACACUUAGGUUUGACGCGGGUGUUGCAAUGCAGAAGUUCUCAGCAUCAACACUACAGAAGGAAAAGAGGGAAGCAAAUGAGGUCCGGUCGGCUAUUGUUGAGCUGGAAAAUGCUGUCCGUGUGUUUAGUCAGCUGUCUGCUGGUGCCAACCUCCAGAUCCAUGGCUUUGAUGAGAAGAAAAUAAACACCCAUGUCGACUAUUGCAAACAUCUUUUGGAGGCUGCCAAGGUUCAUCUUGAAGUAGCUGAGCGAGAGGAGCAACAAAAACUACAGAAAGAAGAAGCUGAACGGCAGAUGUCAUUGGCCGAAAAAGUCCGACGCAAGGCUGAAGAACAAAGGAAAUUCCAGUUGGAAAAGCGGAAAAAGGAGGAUGAAAACAAACGGGCCAGGCAACAAGACGAGGACUUUGAGCGUGUCAAGGAACAAUGGAAGAGUAGUACUAGUUCUGCAUCUAAGCGGAAGGAUAGACUGGAUAUUAUUGAUGAUGACGAGGCUGGUGGUCAUAGUGGAAGGAGAAGGAAGAAAGGUGGAGGGAAGAGGAGAAAGAAGGAUAAAAGCUCGAAGUUUUCACAGUACGAGGAAAUGGAAGAAGGAGAAGCUGAGAUGGAUGGUCAUGAAGGGGAUGAUGGCCAUGGAAGUUACUACAGGGAGGAAAAAGAUCCAGCUCCUCAGGAUCUUCUUGCUGCGGCUGGGCUUGAAGACUCCGAUGCAGAGGAUGAAGAGGCUGCUGCUGCUGCGAUAGCUGCAAGGAGGAGACGGGCAUUGUCAGAAUCCGAGGAAGACGAACCAGCGGAGGAGGAAGGGAAGCAACAACAAGCUGGAAGCCCCGAGUCGGGUGAGAUGCAGGUGAGUGAUGGCGAAGGUGCAGCAGCCUCGCAGCAGCACCACCGCCAGGACAAUGAUGUUGAUGCCGGCCUGGAUGAUGAAGAUUGAUUAAUAGUGAAUCCGGGCCCCAACCAGUGAAUGACCAAAAAAUACCGCUGGAUCGGUAUCGCAUUUCUAGCUAUAAAACAAUCAGAAGCGGGGCAACUUUCUUCUAGGUUCAGGUAGGUGAGCAGAAGAGGGGAAAGUGCAACUAGUCUAGCCAUUGUAAAUCAACAGAAGUGAGCAAGAUAAGGAUUCAGUAGAGGCGUGAUGGAUGGUUGCAACAUCUUAAUUUGAGGCCACAUUUGUGUGUUUAUUGGGAAAUUUGAUUAUGCUUUGCGAUGGAGGAGAAAACUGCAUGCAAGGAUCAUCUGCGGCUUUCGGUUAUGCAGCGAAAAGGCGGUGGCGAUGCCAGACCUCCAAUGUGCUAUUUCUCGUCGUUUGCUUUUGGAGUCUGGCUGUUGUAGGCCUCAGAGUUGCGUGUGCAAGGGGAACGGGGUUGUUUUUCUGUUUGUUGCUUUUGUUGUGUUAUUUCUUCACAUUUCUCAGACAAAAUAUCCCACUUCAGUAAUUAUUAUUCCAAGAACGGGAGGAGUUACGGUGCUAAUUGUACAAGAGUUAGCACCGUCCUAACCAAGGGUUAGUAGUGAUUUAGCUUAGAUGUUGUAUUGAUUUUAUAAUAAUCCGUAGUGAUUUCGUUGUUUUUAGUAGCGUU
Linum tenue is the source of this 4318-nucleotide messenger RNA. NCBI's taxonomy places the organism in Eukaryota, Viridiplantae, Streptophyta, Magnoliopsida, Malpighiales, Linaceae. The record is from the annotation of a GenBank genome assembly.